AUGAAGGAACCCGAUGCCAUUAAACUUUUCAUCGGACAGAUCCCCCGUAACCUGGAAGAGAAGGACCUCAAGCCCAUUUUCGAGCAAUUUGGGAAAAUCUAUGAGCUGACAGUGAUUAAGGAUAAAUACACGGGCAUGCACAAAGGAUGUGCAUUUCUGACCUACUGCGCCCGCGAGUCAGCCCUCAAGGCACAGAGCGCGCUGCAUGAGCAGAAAACCCUACCGGGGAUGAACCGGCCCAUCCAGGUGAAGCCGGCAGACAGCGAGAGCCGAGGAGAAGACCGGAAGCUGUUUGUGGGCAUGCUGGGCAAGCAGCAGACGGACGAGGAUGUGCGGAAGAUGUUCGAGCCCUUUGGCAGCAUAGACGAGUGCACGGUGCUGCGUGGGCCUGAUGGCACCAGCAAGGGCUGCGCCUUCGUCAAGUUCCAGACGCACGCGGAGGCCCAGGCCGCCAUCAACGCGCUGCAUGGGAGCCGGACGCUGCCGGGCGCCUCCUCCAGCCUGGUGGUGAAGUUUGCCGACACGGAGAAGGAGCGGGGGCUGCGCCGCAUGCAGCAGGUGGCUAACCAGCUGGGCAUGUUCAGUCCCAUCGCCCUCCAGUUCGGGGCCUACAGCGCCUACACCCAAGCACUGAUGCAGCAGCAGGCCGCGCUGGUCGCUGCCCACUCCGCCUACCUCAGCCCCAUGGCCACCAUGGCAGCCGUGCAGAUGCAGCAGAUGGCCGCCAUCAACCCCAGCGCCCUCAUUGCCACGCCCAUCACCCCCAUCACCCCCUCCUCAGGUACCAGCACGCCGCCCACCAUCGCCGCCACACCGGUCUCGGCCAUCCCGGCCACGCUGGGCGUCAACGGCUACAGCCCAGUGCCCACGCAGCCUGCAGGGCAGCCCGCCUCCGAUGCCCUUUACACCAACGGUGUCCACCCCUACCCAGCACAGAGCCCAGCCGCCCCCGUGGACCCCCUGCAGCAGGCCUACGCCGGGAUGCAGCACUACACAGCCGCCUACCCCGCCGCCUAUGGGCUGGUGAGCCCAGCCUUCCCGCAGCAGCCAGCCAUCAUCGCCCAGCCACCCCCGCAGCAGCAGCAGCAGCGGGAAGGCCCCGAGGGCUGUAACAUCUUCAUCUACCACCUGCCCCAGGAGUUCACGGACGCCGAGAUCCUGCAGAUGUUCCUGCCCUUCGGCAAUGUCAUCUCCGCCAAGGUCUUCGUGGACCGUGCCACCAACCAGAGCAAGUGCUUCGGGUUCGUUAGCUUCGACAAUCCGGCCAGCGCCCAGGCCGCCAUCCAGGCCAUGAACGGCUUCCAGAUCGGCAUGAAGCGCCUCAAGGUGCAGCUCAAGCGGCCCAAGGAUGCCAACCGGCCCUACUGAGCCAGGUCCGGAGCCCGGUGGAGGAGGGGACCCCCCAGCCCUGCCCCCCGGCACUGCCCCUACAGCUCCAGCCUGGGGGACAUGGGGAGGCGUGGCCCAGCCUGACCACCCCCAGCUGCUGGGGGCUUUGACUCCCCGCAGCCCCAUGCCCUGAUGCUAGCCAGGCAGAGACUGUGGGGGGACAAAGGGGUGGAGGGGAAGGGAUCGUGGCCCUGCUUUGCAUCCUCCCAGCUAUGGGGCAGGUGGGGAGUGGGAUGACCCCAGCCCUGCCCCCCGCCCUCCCCCGCGCGAGCCUGGGCCCAGGCAGUUCAGCCCCGCCUCGGAGCCGCCUUCUCAGCAAACAGGACCAAACCUGGCUCCGAGCCCCGGGGCCCUUUGCGGGGGUGGGGAGCGGGGGGAAACUGAGCGCCAGGGGCAGCAAGGAGGCCGAAGCGGCCUGCAUCUGCCCCGGUGCCAGCUCAGUGCUCACGGUGGGGGCUCAUUGUGGCUCUGCCCCCCAUGCCCACCUCACCACCAACACCCCCAUCCUGCUGCUCCAGGCUGAAGCCUCCCCAGCCCCUUGCCCCCACUGACAAACCGCUG
Messenger RNA from Alligator sinensis (Chinese alligator), 1950 nucleotides. RefSeq names its product CUGBP Elav-like family member 3 (gene CELF3). Gene Ontology annotation, cellular component: nucleus; ribonucleoprotein complex; cytoplasm. Bases 1 to 1368 code for a protein of 455 amino acids. Gene Ontology annotation, biological process: regulation of alternative mRNA splicing, via spliceosome; mRNA splice site recognition. Gene Ontology annotation, molecular function: mRNA binding. NCBI's taxonomy places the organism in Eukaryota, Metazoa, Chordata, Crocodylia, Alligatoridae. The transcript has 13 exons. The record is from RefSeq and is a predicted model, not a curated record.